Hemiscyllium ocellatum (epaulette shark) is the source of this 1618-nucleotide messenger RNA. It is a transcript of the gene syt17, whose product is annotated as synaptotagmin XVII. Gene Ontology annotation, cellular component: membrane. The transcript has 8 exons. Gene Ontology annotation, biological process: cellular response to calcium ion; calcium-ion regulated exocytosis; regulation of dopamine secretion. The record is from RefSeq and is a predicted model, not a curated record. Lineage: Eukaryota; Metazoa; Chordata; Chondrichthyes; Orectolobiformes; Hemiscylliidae. Gene Ontology annotation, molecular function: calcium-dependent phospholipid binding; calcium ion binding; clathrin binding. The coding region runs from base 22 to 1446 and encodes 474 amino acids.
CGGACUGAGGCUGGGGGGAGGAUGGCGUACAUUCAGUUGGAACCAAUAGACCAGGGCUUCCUGUCCAGAGUGUCGGAUUUGCUCCUGUGCAGGUGGACGUGCAGGAAGUGCUGUGAGAAAUGCUCAGACUGUAGCUGCUGCCAAGCCACUGAGGAUGAGGUGGAGAUCCUGGGGCCGUUCCCUGCUCAGACCCCUCCCUGGCUAAUAAAUGAUCGUAACACUGACCAGGAAACAGAUGCUGAGAAUGCUAACAGUGAUCCUCCACCAAUUCCCCAAGGCAUCUCUCCUGACAGAAAGAGUUCCUCAGAUACAUCACGGUCCAGCUACAGCUUUACAAGACGAAUUUCAAAUUUCGAGGCCAUCAGACGACCGAGCUCCCCAUUACUAGAUAUCAAACCGAUUGAGUUUUGGGCAAUAGGAUCUAAGAAAGAAAUAGUUCAACCAAAAGUAUUUCGAAAAGCCAAUGUGCCUGAGGACUACUUCCGAAAGUUUGAGCCCAGACUGUACUCUGUUGAUUCAAGCAGUGAUGAUGUGGAAACUUUGACUGAUGAUGAGAUUCUGUCCAAAUAUCAGCUUGGAAUGCUCCAUUUCAGCACUCAGUAUGACCUGCUACAUAACUCCUUGAUAGUGCGAGUGAUCGAAGCCAGGGAUCUUCCUCCCCCAAUCUCAUACGAUGGGUCUAGACAAGACAUGGCUCAUUCGAAUCCAUACGUGAAGAUGUGUCUCCUUCCAGAUCAGAAGAACUCAAGACAAACGGGUGUUAAACGAAAAACCCAGAAUCCAGUUUUUGAAGAGCGUUAUACAUUUGAGAUUCCAUUUUUAGAAGCUCAGAGGAGGACUCUCCUUUUAACAGUUGUUGACUUUGAUAAGUUUUCACGUCACUGCGUCAUUGGAAAAGUCACGAUGCCUUUAAAUGAGGUUGACCUUGUGAAAGGUGGACAUUGGUGGAAAGCACUGAUUCCGAGCUCUCAGAAUGAAGUUGAACUAGGAGAGUUGUUGAUUUCUCUCAAUUACUUGCCAAGUGCAGGAAGACUGAAUGUGGAUAUUAUUAGGGCAAAACAACUCCUCCAGACAGAUAUGAGCCAAGGUUCAGAUCCAUUUGUUAAAGUUCAGCUGGUGCAUGGAUUAAAACUGGUAAAAACUAAAAAGACAUCUUGUAUGAAGGGCACUAUCGACCCAUUCUACAAUGAAUCGUUCAGUUUCAAAGUUCCAGUGGAAGAAUUGGAAGAUAUCAGCUUAGUUUUUACAGUGUACGGUCACAACAUGAAGAGCAGCAAUGAUUUUGUUGGCCGGAUUGUCAUUGGUCAGUACUCCACGGGAGGCCCUGAGUCCACUCACUGGCGCCGCCUGCUGAAUGUUCACCGAACCUCGUCUGCUCAGUGGCACAGCCUGCGUUCCCGGUCUGAGUGUGACCGCGUCUCCUUAGCAUCACUGGAGGUGACGUGAUGCCAUCCCAUGUGCCACGGUUGCCAAAGCUGAACCUUGCUGGUGUUGGCACCAUCUGGCAGCAUCAGCUCCUGUACCUUGACAGAGGGAAUCACUCCCCUGUUUUUGUCUUUGACCGUGUUGUAUUUGAAACAAAACUCUGCAGCACCAAACCAAUGUAUUAGUGAGUUAU